GUAAACGCAACAUUGUAAACACCAGCGGUAUUUCAGUUAGACAUGCAGCUUUCAGCAUGAGAGCAUCUCACGCCAAUUACCUGUAGUAUUCUAGUCAGGUUAUUCCUGCAACAUCAAACUGUGUGUGACAUUCAGAUUGAGCUGACGAUGGGUGUGAAGGGCUUACAGUAUUUCAUGGAGGUGUGUUGCCCAGAUUCCUGUGUGCCAGUGGACCUCAAACAAAUGGCGGGAAAUCACCUCAAAGCCCAUCCGGACAGCACUGCCUCUUUAGUAGUGGACGCCAUGGCCUGUUUAAGAUAUUGGUAUCGCUGUCCGGCCUGGGUCCACGGAGGCCAGUGGAAAGAAUACAUCAACAUCCUUCAAGAAUUCAUCAACGCGUUCACAGCAGCAGGAAUACGAUUAAUCUUCUUCUUCGAUGGAACCGUCGAAGAGCGAAAGCGCUCAGAAUGGAUAAAGAGGCGUUUGAGAGUCAACCAAGACAUCGCCAAAGUAUUCCAGCACAUUAAGACACACAAUCAACAACCAAACAGCAGAAACCUCUUCUGUCUUCCCUCAGGACUUGCAACGUUCUCAAGAUUUGCUUUAAAAAGUCUCGGUCAGGAGACUUUCUGCUCGGUUCGUGAAGGAGAUUACGAGGUCGCGGAUUAUGCUCUGUCUCACAACUGCAUGGGGAUUCUCGGUCAGGAUACAGAUUUCGUCAUCUAUAACACUGUGCCGUAUUUGUCCAUCAGUAAACUGCAUUUAAACAGCAUGACCACUGUGCUGUUCUCCAGAGAAAAGCUGUGCCGGGUUUUGCAGCUUCACGUUCAUGAUCUCCCACUGUUAUCUUGUCUUUUGGGUAAUGACGUCGUUCAUGAGCAGCAAAUGCAGCGGCUUCGUAACAUCGCUUUGGAUUCGUAUCGGAUGAAAUGUAAGGAGGUUCAAGGAGACAGGGUGUACGCUGCCGCAGAGUUUAUUAACAUUCAUAAGCCCAGCUGUGAGGGAACGGUUGGUUUGUCUCAGCUUUCUUUGGUUAAGGCUGAGGAAGAAGCUCUGGAAAGAGGAAUAUGCAUGUAUUUGCUUCCAGGGCAAACGUCUCCAUGGGUAAAGCGAAGUGUUUGGUCUUCUGAGCCCACGUGUGCAAUGAGCGAGUUCGUGGCUGGUGAUAUUUUAGAGGCCGCAGUGGAGCAGCAUAGGCGGGCUGAGAGUUUCUUCAUCUAUAAUGUGUUGUAUGACGGAGUCGUGGAGUGCAGUAACACACUGGAGGACGAGGACGAGAUGGAGCUUCCACCACAGGCCAUCUUAUAUCUGCCCAUCCGGGAACGAAUAUACGGCAUUUUACUGCCAACGGAGCCAGAUGGUUCUGGCCACACUGUGUCUGUCAAGGAAUGGUUCGUCUUUCCAGGAAAUCCACUUAAAGAGCCCACCAGAGUCACUCCAAAACCCAUCCGUCAUCUGAAAGGGCCUCUUGAUCUGAGGUCUGUGUGGUUCAAGACGGACCCUGAGGUGAAAACAAUCAGAACAUCAACACUCCUGGACAUCUUUGACCUGUACGAGUUCACUGAAGAGCUGAAAUACUUUGACAGCCCUUUGAUUGCAGUGAUUUGUCUUGUAACCUACAUCGCCAUUCAGACGAGACAGCUUUCCCUGGAAGACGUAGAUGCAUAUCUGAGCCAGGCUGUUUGUGUCAGAUUCAAGUCCUUCAGAGAAACGCAACAGCUCAGGAUUCCUGUUGUAGACCCCAGGGCCGUCCAGCUCGGCUCGGUCUUUGUGCGCGGUCUGACCUACCUCAUCGCAGCCAACAGCGCUUGUGGUUUCCCGUUCCCAAUGGAUGAGCUCAUGCCAUGGAAGUGCUUCGACGGCCUGCUCUUCCACUCCAAGUAUCUGCAAGCCCACUCAGGCGCUUCAACGGAAGAGCUCCUCGAAGGCAAUUCCUCCUGGACGUCUUUGUUCCAGUCUGUCAAAGAGCUGGUGCUGGAAGUCUGCAGAAAGCACAACAGUCCCGUCCACAGCCGACCGCGCAGACGACAAUACAGAGACGUGCGGCCUGUGGAGGUUGAUGAUGAGCCUGGAGAAAGACGACCCCAGAUCCAUCAUCCCACACGCCAGGACUUCAGAGCUCCAGCACACCACCAGCAAGAUUAUAGGCCAAGAGCAAGACAUCCAAAGAGAGGAAGGUAUCACCUCGCACCCAGAUGGACCUAUUCUCAGAACUAAACCAGACUGACGGAUGAUAAAAUGAGUGAAUAGCCUCUGGUGGAAACUGUUGCCCUCUACAGAAUUAAGCAGCGAUGAACUGCAUUCAGAUGGGAAUGUUCAUGUUCUCGCUUGGCCUAAUUCAGUUCCCACCCUUUUGUUUUGACUGCAGAUAAUUAUUGACAGACGCCAAAGCUCAUGGACGUCUGCAUGAAUGUGCAGUUUUCAUACACAGACAGAGAUAACCCUCCCAUUCUGUGUUCAGUGAUAUCCUGAAAAGCCCUCAGAAUUAUAUCCUAUAGUGAGAUUACAGCCUAUUUUCUUCUUUUUCUUCUUCUUCUUCUUCUUCCAUGUGGAUAUGAAUCAGUGACCAAAAUGGAAGCUUCCUAAACCGUGUGCCAAACCCAUUCAUUCAGCACAGACACUAAUUAGUCUCAGAUGAUCUCUUACCUUUCAACUGCUGGUUUGGCAUCGACUCCAUUCGUUCGCAAUUACAACCAUUAUUUGACUCCCUCAACACGUUCAGAAUCUAGAUUUUCAAGCAGCCAUUCUUUUAAAAGGAAAUUGUUGAUAAUGUGUGUCACAGCAUCGAAAAAACGGUGGUCAAUGUGAUCCAAAGCAGCCGGAUGACGAGAUGAUUGGAAUAAAUUGUGGUUCUGGCACAUCACGACCCAAAUGCUCCCAGUUUAA
This is a messenger RNA of Danio rerio (zebrafish), 2865 nucleotides long. The record is from RefSeq and is a predicted model, not a curated record. NCBI's taxonomy places the organism in Eukaryota, Metazoa, Chordata, Actinopteri, Cypriniformes, Danionidae.